AUACUGGAGCAAUUUGCCAUUUCCUUCUUUACCUCAUUCUCCAGAUGAGGAAACUGAGGCAAACAGGUUAAGUGACUCAACAACUCCUCUUUUAAUUAACAGAUAGUUUUCAAAAAUUUACUAUGUCUAAGGAUUUUUUCUUCUUGAAGCCAGUGUAGUAAAAUAACAAAAAAAAAAAAAAAAAAAAAAAAAAACACCUUAACUUAGUGAAUAUGGUCCUUAAACUACAAACAUAUAGUUCAUUACUGGACCCCUACUUGAAACCUUUUGACAUGACAGGGAAGACAAAACAUGCUAGUGCUAUCUUCCAUGCCAUGAUGAGAAAAUGAAUAGGAUAUUACUUUAAAAUUUAAACAAUGAAAUUCUUAACUUCUGACAAAAAGAGAAAUAUUGAGAAAAUGUACAUCAAGGCCAAAUUGAUUGGUGGCCCAGUAAUGAUAAUGAAUAUAGACCUUUGCUUAAUGUUUUGGAGCCAUGAGGCUCUAUGGAUUCUCUAUGGAACUUGUUUUAUGAAUUCUUCAUUGUAAUAUAUUACUCACCAUCUUCUUGUCUCCUGGUUUACAGAAGACAAAACUUCAAGAAGGGAAUUAGCAAAAAUACUAAGGCCUCAGAUAUUUAUUAAAGAUGCAAAAAGUGUGAGUGAUAAGCCAAUGGGCACACAUACAGAGUUUAUUUAUAUAUGUAUGUAUAAUAAACACAUCUUUUCUUACAUUUGUACAUACAUACAAACAUACAUUCACACAUGCAAAAACAGGGAGAGUUUAAAAAGCUUGAUAUAAUCCGGAUAUACAAAAUCCAAAGGGAAACAUUUUGUGGAAAUUUACCCCCAAAGCCUUCUUCCUUCUGAAUAGCUCGAAGAUCAUUAUAAUGUUCCUUGCUGAGUUCUUGAUUGUCUGUUCUUGUUACUUUUUUUGACCUUGAUUGUUCCUACCCUCUAGGUUUUAUCUUUGAAGGUCCCUUCCCUAUCCUGAUUGCUUUAAUCUUAAUUGUUCCUUCUCUCUGCAGAUGUCUUGAUUUAUACAUCCAUUUAUACAAGCUAUCACUUGUAUGUAUGAGUUAGAAUGCACUCAUACUAACUGUUCUUAGCUCAUCUGCCUCUUCUAAGUUCAAAUUGCAUUGCCAUGGAGAUGAGAUGUACAAGUAGACACCACCCAAGAACAUUGAGUAACAUUUUGGAAAUGGGCUGACAAGAAAUCCUUUUAAAUACUCACUCUGAAAGAAAUGGAAAGAUGUCCAUUGACAGGGAAGAUUUAAAAAGGUCUCUGUAUUCAAAUUGGUUCAGAUAACUUCUACCAGAGAAUCCUGGCAGAAAGUAACAAUGAAGGGAAUCCAAAGUCUGAAAGCUUCUGGAUUGGCCCUGCUCCUGGCGGUUUCAUUCAUCUCCUACUCCUGCUGUGCUCCCCGGAGAAUUUUGGAAAGAAGAAACUGGACUCCUCAAACUAUUCUCUACCUCAAGGGGACUCAAGGCCGCCACUUCAUCUCAGAGGAAAGCAGGAGGAAAGAUCUCUACAACAGACUACAGCUGGAAAAGCGCAGCCAAAGUCUAAAUCCAAUAAUUAUUUCUGAAGCUGCAGCCAUGUUCUUUAAGUCCCUGCAGAAACCACCAGAAGAAGCUAGAGCAGUAAACUUUGAUCAAUCAAGAUUCUUGGAAGAUAAUCUAUUAAACUGGAGAAAAUGAUGCAAUUUACUAAAAAUUUCCCUUGUAUUUCUGUUGAAACCAUUAUUUAUGUGAAUAAAAAACAUGGUCUACAUAUGGUCUAUGUUCUGAAGGAAUAUAUACAUACAAAUGUAAUCUCAGUUUCAGUUUUUUAAGGAUAAUUAUUGAAAAAUA
Molecule: messenger RNA, 1831 nt
Organism: Sarcophilus harrisii (Tasmanian devil)
Lineage: Eukaryota; Metazoa; Chordata; Mammalia; Dasyuromorphia; Dasyuridae
Gene: SPX
Product: spexin hormone
Exons: 7
Coding region: 1319-1678 (119 amino acids)
Biological process (GO): positive regulation of gastro-intestinal system smooth muscle contraction
Cellular component (GO): cytoplasm
Molecular function (GO): neuropeptide hormone activity
Source: RefSeq, a predicted model, not a curated record